Molecule: messenger RNA, 4253 nt
Organism: Harpegnathos saltator (Jerdon's jumping ant)
Lineage: Eukaryota; Metazoa; Arthropoda; Insecta; Hymenoptera; Formicidae
Product: E3 ubiquitin-protein ligase RNF25
Exons: 6
Coding region: 198-1247 (349 amino acids)
Biological process (GO): protein ubiquitination
Cellular component (GO): nucleus
Molecular function (GO): protein binding; ubiquitin protein ligase activity
Source: RefSeq, a predicted model, not a curated record
UGGCAAUAGGUGCCAAUCGGAGUCGCUCGGUGUCGGUCGUGCUAGCAGAAGGAUUUCAAUAUUGACGCGCAUUUGACGCUCUCGCAGCCGUCGUCGAAGUGCGCGAGAGCGGUGUUAUUCACGAGUGCGGAAGAAUCUACGAUUCUGUGGCAAGCGAGAUAUAGCUUAUCGACGAUUGCCGGCCGACAAGGGACGCAAUGUCAGACGCGAUGAUGGAUGAACGGGUAACUGAUGAGAUUGAGGCAUUAAAAGCGAUCCUAUUGGAUGAUGAGCUUAACAUCAAGGAGAAUGACAGAGGGGAACCAGAGUACAUCGAGACAAUAUUGUUUCCCUCAACGGGUGAAGAUUCACAGUCGCAAUACGUCUGUGUGACAUUGGUGGUGCGAUUGCCUUCAGGAUAUCCAGAUGUUUCACCAUCUAUUAAUCUUCGAAACCCAAGAGGUUUGGACGAAAACACAGUGAGGUUGAUGCAGUCUGAUGCAGAAGCCAAAUGCAAAGACUUUAUAGGUCAACCAGUUAUGUUUGAAUUGAUUGAGUUAGUACGAGAACACUUGACGAGGAGCAAUCUUCCCACCGAUCAGUGUGCUGUCUGCUUGUAUGGUUUUCGGGAAGGGGAUGAAUUCACGAAGACAGAAUGUUAUCAUUACUUUCACUCCCAUUGUUUGGCGGCACAUGUUGCUGCUGCUGAAAAAUAUUAUAGAGAAGAGCAAGAAAAAUUGCCGCAAUGGCAACAAGAUACUACGAAUAAAUUUCAGGCCAUAUGUCCUGUUUGCCGAGAGUCGAUCAAUUGCGAUGUCGAGAGCUUGUGGUCAGCACCGCCACCGAUCGACGUCGAAGCUGCCACCGAUUUCUCCGUCACUGCUGAGCUAAGAGAACUGCAGAAACAAAUGGCAGCUCUGUAUCUGCGUCAGCAACAACGAGGCGGUAUAAUCGAUCUAGAAGCCGAAGGCGUGAAGAUGUUGGUGAGAACAGAAGAUGAUCCUUCCGCUGCCACAGUGGAAGUUAGUCCACCUGGCACGAGUUUGAACGCGUACUCUAAUACCACUGUGCAGCCGGUUACUCAAGUUCACUCCAAACAGACUUCAAAUCAGGCGCAAAAUCACCACACGCAGUACCAAUCUCGCCAAGUUCAUCACAAUAAUCACGGACACAACCACAAUCAUGGCAACCGACAUCGUGGUCGCGGCCGUGCCCAUUACCGACGCCACUUUGACAGAGUCAGACAGGCGGAAUCUACUCCCAGAUGACAAUGGGCUCGAGACAAGCUUGCCACCGUCAUCUGGUCGUCCCUCGCUCCUUCGCUAAGUGUAUACAAUAUUCUGAUUAGCAUCAGUAGUAUAAUCGUCGGUGUAAUAUACGGUGACUGUCUAUCCUCGAGUAAUCUCACCGCAAUAAACUUAUAGGUGUCGUUGUUCGGCAGCAUCCCCGUCGUCGCGACCAUCGCGUACGUGACGAUGGGAUGCGUGGCGAUCUCCCGUCUGGACUGUCUACGUAGACCGAAGCCGUGGUGCUCUUUCGAACGAUCCGCAAUCGUACAAAGUAGUUGAUAUCAUUUUGCUUUAGUUCUUUUUUCUUAUUCUUUAUUUUUUCAUUCACGAACGAUCUCGUGACAUUAGAUUCAUCGAUUCUCCUCGUCUCUCAUGAGCGUAGAGUACGAUAAUAAUUAUCUAAAAUAAUUAUUUAAAAUGAAAGCGGGCUUUUGUGUCGCUUUUAAGUAUAUCUUGCAAAAUAUAUUUUUAAUUUCAAACUAGCAUGUUUGAGUUUAGGUUUCAAUACAAUUUUCUUCUUUAUGUGGUUAUUAUCGAUACCACUGCUAAAUGGGAAAGUUGUGUUAUAUUAAUAAAAUAAGAUUAAUUCAGGAGUUAACCAUAUAGUUUCGAUAGAUACACACAACGGGUAUUUUAGUUUGCCUUCGAACAGACUGCUCGAAAUGGAUCGUAACGUUUGAAAUUGUUGUUUUCCCUGAUGAUCUUAUGAGAGAAAGAUGAGGAGGAUCGAUGAUUCCAAUAUCCUUUGUAUUACCUUUGUAUUCACUGCCGCGAACACGAGAAUCUUAUUCCAUUUAUCCGCGAUGAUUAUCUUUUUUUAAUUUUGUCGUACUUGCCGUGUCGAUAAUGCGCGCAAAUGGACGCUUAACUUCUCAACUCUUUAAGCGUAUACAAUCAGACGACAAUAUUGAAAAAACAUAAUAGUGCGAAUACUUCGCAACUCAGUCUCGUGCGACAGUGAGUUACGAGAGAAAACUGUGCAAUCAAAAGCCCCAUCGAAAUGAAAAUAUUUUAUACGUUCGUAUAAAAUUAACGUAAUCAAAAUUGACAGACACCAUUUAUUACGCUUAGCGUACAAUGUUGCGUGACACGCUUCUGAUUGUAGUUGAUACCAUUUCAGCGAGUUCAGAUUUUCGUGCUGUAAUAAUAGAUAUUUUAUGCAAUUGUAAGAGUAUGUCAUGGCUGCAUAUAUUUGUUUUACAUCUAUAGCAUGGAAAAUCGAACUCGAUAAGAUUGUGUCAAUUUCAAUAACCGUCUAACAGUCGUAUGAGUAAUUAAUAAUGAUUACCAAAAGUGUAUGUAGAGUGUUCUAAGAGUCAUUUUCUCGAAAUUAUAUUAACGAGGAAGUUAUAUUCCGAUAUAUCGACAUUUUUCCUUUUUCCAUUUCAGUUAAUUAAUUUUAUUAAUCAAGCCCACAUUGACGUCUAAUUUUUUAUCAAGAAAAAACAUUAAGUUCGUUAGUAGUUAAAAGUGUUUCGCAUCAUUAUCUUGGAAAAUUAUUCAGGCUUAACAGGCUUGGUUUUUUCUUAGCAAGUCCCAGUUUUGACGAAUUAAUCUACAAAUUUUUAGCCGAAAAGUAUAAACUAUACAUUCAUUAUCACUGGCAAUCAUUUUUAGUAAGAUUAUCAGCAUUUUCCGCAAAGGUAGCGGAACAUAUUUGCGCCAAUUUUAGAAGCGAUCCUUAGAACACGCUGUACACAUUAAAAUGUGCCAUUUAACACUUGUUCGUUCACGAAGAAAGUAUAUGGCAUAUCUGAAAAUUCUUCAAAAACAUUUUGCAAAUUGAUACGCUUUAGAGUAACAUACAUUUUUUAGGAAAGACCCGUUACACAUUACAUUACGUCGCUCGUAGUUCGAGUUUAUAGAUCGAAGUGCCCGCGAUCGACAAGCAUAGAGAAUUGUGAUAGAAAAUAAAAAGAAGCGAAGCAUAUCCAUCGCAUCAAAUUUGAACAAAGCGUAGAACAAGUUUCGUAGACAGCUAAGAGAAAUAAUAUUUUGUUACUUUAAGUUAUUUCUUCUUGCGUAAAGUUCCUCACGCAGUCGCACCGUACCGCUAUAGUUCGAUUUAUAUUUUGCGUAAACUCGACUCUAUAAUUUUAAGGGGACGAAGGCAUCGUCUAUUGUAGAUACUCCCUCAACGUAUAUGUAUAUUAUAUCGAAAAAAAUUGUUAACAACCUUAAACUCUUCCACAUGAAUGUGAUACUUACAAAAGGGUAAUAGGCUAAAGUAAGGAAAUUUUAGACGCAUUUAAAUUGAUUUUACGCUUUGGAUUAUCCGUAAAGUUUCUCUCAGAUUUUUACUCAGAUCAAUCGCUUAGUCCGCUUAAAAUCUCGGAAUUCGCCCAGCCGUUUCAUUCUCCGCCAGAGAAGAUUUUUAGAUUUUUUAUUAUAUUUUCUAUCUGAUGUCUCUACUGAAAGCAGAAUGCAAUACAAAAUUCAUGAAAAAACCUUAUCGAUGAUACAUCUAGGAUAUUUUAUAGAACGUACAUCAGACAUACUUGGAUUAGAUAUUGCAACAUUCACAUAAAACAAUAUACUAUUAAAUGCUUUUGCAACAAUUAGUUUUAAAAAAAAGAAACAACAUAAGAUCAAACAAAAAGCAUCGAAUUGAGAAAACUUCGCGACACAUGUUCUGCUUUCAAAGCGUUUCUUAGAGGAAUCUCUUCUCAUUUAAUUAAAAAAAUUAAUUAUAGUAUUUUUGUUUCUUGUGGAUAGGAAAGAAAAAAUUAUAGUAAUAUAUAUAAUUGGCUAAUUAAUCGUGUUAACGAUGGUCAUUAUAGAAAAAGAAUAAAAAGAAAAAGGAACGAUCGGAAAUUAUUGCACUAUUCUAAGAACGAUAUUAAUAUUUUUAUAUUAAUUGUAUAUGUUUUCGUUGGUAUAUAUAUUUCGACAUAUUUUGCGUAUAAUAUAUUAAAUUAUUCCAGGCUUAAGACGCGUAAUUAACCGCAAAAAGGAUCUAUUAAAUGUUGAAAGUGCGUCGAUUAA